This is a messenger RNA of Punica granatum (pomegranate), 1525 nucleotides long. NCBI's taxonomy places the organism in Eukaryota, Viridiplantae, Streptophyta, Magnoliopsida, Myrtales, Lythraceae. The record is from RefSeq and is a predicted model, not a curated record.
UCCAGCAAAAUCAGAAAGCUCGACACUCCAUCGAUUAUCGUCAUCUGCACUUUUGAGGCUAUCAGCCAUUCAUUGCCAGGCGUUACCAGAAGAUGAGGAUUGAUAUGGUCCACUGCAACUCUCCUUCUUUGUCACCUUCCCAUCCCACCAUUUCCAUUUACGUGCUCUCUUUCCAUACGUACAACGCAUUUAUGCAUUCAACAAUCUGAAUAAUCUUCUCCUUCAGUAUCCUGCCUGGUUGUAUCAGCACACCCUUUGCCUAUCUGAACAAAUAUGGCUUCGGAUUCACCCAAGGCCGUGCCUUCAGCUGAUGAUAAAGCCGGUACCAAUUCUGAUACAUCCUCAGCCGAGGUUUCAUCGGGACAGAGAGUAUCACCUACUUCACCCAGAGCUGGGCUUGCCACCAAUCCGUUUGAUUUCUCGGCCAUGUCCAACCUGCUAAAUGAUCCUAGCAUCAAGGAACUGGCCGAACAGAUAGCCAAGGACCCCGCCUUCAACAAGAUGGCUGAGCAGCUUCAGAAGACAUUUCAAGGCACGACAGGUGAAGCUGCCGCUCCCCAGUUUGACACGCAGCAGUAUUAUUCCACGGUCCAACAGGUUAUGCAAAACCCUCAGUUCAUGGCUAUGGCCGAGCGACUUGGAAAUGCCCUGAUGCAGGAUCCAUCUAUGUCCAGCAUGCUCGAGAAUUUUGCGAAUCCAUUACGCAAAGAGCAAAUGGAGGAGCGUAUGGCACGCGUGAAAGAUGACCCAGCUCUGAAGCACAUAUUGGAAGAAAUUGAGACUGGUGGCGCUGCUGCCAUGAUGAGGUACUGGAACGACAGAGAGGUUCUAAAGAAACUGGGGGAGGCUAUGGGAUUUGCUGUCUCCGGAGAGGGAGCCGGUUCCGCAGAGGUUCCUGUUCCAGAUGAAGCUGAACCCGGGAAUGAAGAUGAGUCAAUCGUUCACCAAACUGCUAGUGUUGGUGACGUGGAGGGUCUGAAAAAAGCACUGGAGGAAGGUGCUAACAAGGAUGAAGAAGAUUCCGAGGGUAGAACAGCCUUGCAUUUUGCUUGCGGAUAUGGCGAGGCUAAGUGUGCUCGGGUCCUCCUCGAAGCAGGAGCAGCUGUAGAUGCCUUGGACAAGAACAAGAAUACUGCACUUCACUAUGCAGCCGGUUAUGGUAGAAAAGAUUGUGUGGCCCUUCUCUUGGAACACGGUGCUGCAGUAACUCUCCAAAACCUCGAUGGAAAGACUCCUAUUGAUGUUGCCAAGCUCAACAACCAGCAGGAGGUACUAAAGUUGCUCGAGAAGGAUGCCUUCCUGUGAUGUAAAUGAGCAUGUUUUUUGCAAUGUCUCCGAUGGUCGUGUACGAUGAUGUGCUUUUGUCCUAAACCACGGUUCGAUAUAUUUGUAGUUAGUGAGGGACUGCCUUCCUACAAACUUAGGGAGUAGAGCUGAUGCUUCUACCUGGCUGCUGCUCUGUUUGAACGGGAAUAAGAGAUCAAAGCUGCUUAUGAAUGUGACUAGCUGCUUAUUGCCUGCAAAA